AUGGCCGUUAUUAUUGGUUGCACUUCGUCCCGUGACGUCUGGACCUCUCUGACUCGCGCCUAUAGUCAUGCCUCGAAGGCUCGAGAACUCGGCCUGAAGGACGAUCUUCUCUCUGUCAAGCGUGGGGAUCUCUCCAUUUCUAAAUAUGGACAGCAUUUCAAGGCAAUUUGUGACAAACUUGCUUCCAUCAUUCGGUCUAUUGAUUCGACUGACAAAUCUCACUGGUUCCUACGAGGUUUGGGGCCUGCUUUUUCGACGUUCACGGCCGUGCAACUUGCUCAGGAGCCUCUUUCUGAAUUCGACACACUUCUUGCCCGCGCUAAAAGUCACCAAUUUUUCCAACGUUCAUCUGACAUCUCGCCACGUCCUCUUCGGUUGUCUUUUAUGCUGCUCCUCAGGCCUGUCCUCCGACCUCGUCUCAGCCACAAGGAAUCUUCAAGAAAAAUAAAGGCAAAGGUCGUCGUCCGCCGUGGUGCUAUUUCUGCCGUAAAGAGAACCAUGAUGCAUGGGACUGUCCUAGACAUUUUGACCGCUCUUUCACUCGGCCUUCCCGAUCCUCUACUACAGCUAAUCUGGUCGAAGCACUAUCAUAAAGUUGCUCUAUAUCGCAACCUAAUGUUUCUGAUUGGUACUUAG
Striga hermonthica is the source of this 636-nucleotide messenger RNA. The record is from the annotation of a GenBank genome assembly. Lineage: Eukaryota; Viridiplantae; Streptophyta; Magnoliopsida; Lamiales; Orobanchaceae.